UAUCUUAACACAACUCUCAAGAAUGACACGAAGACGGACGGCCAUGUUGUUUUUGGUGGUUGUGCACCUUGUGAUCUCCCUAGGGGGUGGGGAAGAGGUGUACUCGUCCCCCGGAGGUGACGAGAAGGCUGACCUAAUGUGUACGGACGACAUUGGUAAUAAGUUCAAGGAGGGGGACACCGUGUGGCUCGACUUUGGGUCCAGAAAGUGCUUGUGCGCGAAAGGUAAGCUGACCAGUUGCAGUGACGCCUAUGAGUGUCCUCCCAUCCCUGAAGACUGUGUGGAGACACGUGACAUCCCGGACUACUGUACCAUCUGCAGCAAAAGGGGCUGCAAAUCUCCCACAAAGGGCAAAUAUCUCAAUAUCGGUGAAACGCACAUCCAGGAAAAGGCAUGUAUCAGAUGCGAGUGCAAGGAGGGGAGUACUCUGCAGUGCAGCGACAUUCCUGGCUGUGCCCGAGAUCGGCAUGCAGAAUAGAAGGGAAAGACUGACAUCUUGCGGAAACUGUUAGAACUGGUGUAGAUUUGUCAAUUCUUUACUUUUCUGUCUUGACACUGCAAACAAAUACAUGUACGUAUGCUAUCUUCUCGACGAACUGUGAUAUAGCAGGACAACCUUUCGUAUACGACUUUGCUGACUUAGCUUCAGAUAGAUAUGGAAAAGAAGACAACUAUGAACUAUUGUGUCAUUGAGCCGGCUUUACUAUUCGUGCGAACGCCGCCGAAUUUGUAGAUCGGUCAGAGCUCGCCGAAUUUCAACAUCGCCCGAGCAUCGGCUGUAUUUUUUGCUUAAAAUCUACCCCUUUACAAAUUGGACAGGGAUCGGGCGACGUCUAUCCAACACUAAUGAUUACUUAUCCUCAUGAGAUGGUAGCAUUCCUUGACCAUGGACGAAGUGACUAUCCCGGUAAAAUGCUAAUAUUUGGGUAAACUUUAACUUCUGAGUUUGGGGAAAUAUGUAGGGCAUGAGUGCGGUGGACUGUCGCCCUAAAACAAUAAUAUUGUAUAGUUGCGAUACCCCAAUCCAAAAUCUCAUAAAAUGUUGAAAAAUCGUCGCCGAGGCCUUGCGGAAUUUAAGCGCAGCGUCCGGGGACCCACGAAUGUCGGUCGAGCUGCGAAAAAUCGUUCGAAGCCCGCGCAAUCGCCAGGACGUCGGUCGUUCUUCGGCCGAAAAUGCACAUUUAGAGCUCGCCAAUACGUCAACCGAGUUAAAUUCUUGAUGUAAAGGGGGCUUUAUCGAGCCUCUUACUGAUCAGUUGACACUUCUUGGGUUGUUAAAUAUAUAAAGCAAUGUACAUACAGUAUCAGCCCCGAGCCCUAUCCGUACCUUGUAUUUCAUCCAAGGCUAAAGGUAGCUAACGUUGUAGUGGUAAAACUUGUAAAGAGAAUUAGGCUGUCACGAUUGUCGUAUGUCAUUCGCAUACUAUGCAAUAGUAAUAGUUAAUGGGACUUAUAAAACGAGGCUCUCCAAUUUCGUUUAUCUAUCAAUGAUCAAUAUGAACAUGAUAUCAACAAUGUC
Molecule: messenger RNA, 1519 nt
Organism: Branchiostoma floridae (Florida lancelet)
Lineage: Eukaryota; Metazoa; Chordata; Leptocardii; Amphioxiformes; Branchiostomatidae
Product: fibulin-2-like
Exons: 3
Coding region: 23-478 (151 amino acids)
Source: RefSeq, a predicted model, not a curated record